Thermochaetoides thermophila DSM 1495 is the source of this 1311-nucleotide messenger RNA. Its product is annotated as RNA-binding protein rnp24-like protein. Bases 1 to 1311 code for a protein of 436 amino acids. The record is from RefSeq and is a predicted model, not a curated record. NCBI's taxonomy places the organism in Eukaryota, Fungi, Ascomycota, Sordariomycetes, Sordariales, Chaetomiaceae. Gene Ontology annotation, cellular component: cytosol. The transcript has a single exon. Gene Ontology annotation, molecular function: mRNA binding.
AUGGCGAACAAAGAUGAUGAGCUGAUUCCUCAAGAGGAGCAACACCAAGCCACAACAACUGUCAAAAAGCGCAAGUCCGAACUUGCCGAAAUCCAAGUCGACCUCUCUGCUCCUGAGCCCCCAUCCAAGAAGGCCCGCCGUCUCCUCAAAAAGGGCAAGAAGUUACCUAAGAAGCAGAGCGAAAGCGGUGAUGAAAACGAGGAACCGGCAGAAGACGGAAAAGCUGAUGGUGUUGCUGAUGACAAGAAGAAAAAGAAGGAACGUUCUCCUUAUGGUGUUUGGAUCGGAAACCUCCCAUUCUCCGUCACCAAGGCCGAUUUGCGGAAAUGGCUGGUCGACAACUCUGGCGGUGUCAUAACCGAAGAUCUCAUUACCCGUGUGCAUAUGCCAACCAACAAGCCCAUGGCUGGGUCGAAGAGAACGUUUGAAAACAAGGGGUUCGCUUAUGUCGACUUUGCAACCUACGAAGCUAACACAGCCGCUAUUGCCCUCUCUGAAACAGAGCUUAACGGCAGAAGGCUUCUGAUCAAAGAUGCCAACAAUUACGAAGGGAGGCCGAAGAAGGAGGAGCCUGAGGCUGCUGUGGCGAAGAUUCCCGAGGGAAGGAGUAGCACAAAAAUUUUCGUCGGCAACCUUGCCUUCAACACCACCGAGGAUGACCUGUGGGCGCACUUUGAAAAAUGUGGCAAGAUUCGCUGGGUCAAGGUGGCUACAUUUGAAGAUUCUGGCAAGUGCAAGGGUUACGGCUGGGUGAUGUUUGAGGAGCCUGAGGCAGCACAGUGGGCUGUCAAGGGGUUUGUUAAAAUCCGCGAGACGGUUGAGACAGUUGAGGACUUCAUGGAUGGAGAGAGUAAGGCUGAUGGCGACGGAGACACUGAGAUGAAGGACGCCAAAGAAGACAGGGAAGAAGCUGGUUCAGAGGAAAAUGCAGAAGAUGGCGAUGAUGAGACGGACUCGAAGCCGGAAAAGCCAAAGAAGAAAGAGCUGAAGGAGCCACGCACCCGUAUCCGUAAAUGGUGGGUGAACCAAUUGUUUGGGCGCAACCUGAAAGUCGAGCUGGCAGAGGACGAUCAGACUCGGUACCAGAAGCGAUUUGGUAAGGGAGCGAAGAAGAAGCAGAAGCAAGAAGUGUCGAAGAAGAGUACGAAGAGCGAUACCAACGCUGCCAGCAAAGAGAAGGGCAGCAAGAGCAAGGAGUUGAAGGAAAAAACUACCAAGCAAGAGCCUAGCUACGCGACUGAUAUCAACGUUGCUAGGCUCACCGGCGCGGUGGUGGCGCCACAGGGCAAAAAAGUUAAGUUUGACGAUUGA